Messenger RNA from Aaosphaeria arxii CBS 175.79, 1977 nucleotides. Its product is annotated as MFS general substrate transporter. NCBI's taxonomy places the organism in Eukaryota, Fungi, Ascomycota, Dothideomycetes, Pleosporales. The transcript has 2 exons. The coding region runs from base 133 to 1890 and encodes 585 amino acids. Gene Ontology annotation, molecular function: transmembrane transporter activity. Gene Ontology annotation, biological process: transmembrane transport. The record is from RefSeq and is a predicted model, not a curated record.
CCCACACGGAGGACCUACAAAAACCCCUUGUGAUCGACCUGGGGAGCGUCAAGACUUGCUCUUCAGACCCGCAUUACUAGCCGUAACAUUGUCCAUCGGCAUACGCCUUACUUUGACACACGGCUUUACACCAUGGCAGACCGCCCGCCUGCGACCGUCCCGCCGCCUGGUAGCACAGCCGACGAGGACAAGUACGAAAGUUCAGACAAUGGUACUCACCGCCAGGAAAACAGUUACGAUAGCCCGGGGGAUGAUGCCGACCGCGCUUUUUACCAGAAGUACGGCACUUACGACCGAUAUGAGAUCACAGAAGAAGACUGCUACGAGGAAUUGGGUUUUAGCUUCCCGACGUGGAAGAAGUGGAUGAUCCUUUCGGUUGUCUUCAUCGUUCAGGUUUCUAUGAACUUCAAUACCUCACUGUAUUCAAAUGCCGUUGGGGGAAUCUCUGAGGAAUUCGGCGUCAGCAAGCAAGCAGCCCGACUUGGUGCUGCGAUUUUCUUGAUCACAUAUGCCUUUGGUUGUGAGCUUUGGGCUCCCUGGUCCGAGGAGUUGGGUAGAUGGCCUAUCUUACAGCUCUCGCUCUUCUUUGUAAAUAUCUGGCAAAUUCCGGUUGGCAUCGCUCCCAAUUUCGCCACUAUACUUGUCUGCCGUGCACUUGGAGGUCUUUCUACCGCUGGUGGAAGUGUCACCUUGGGCAUGGUUGCAGACAUGUGGGAAGCCGACACGCAACAGUACGCUGUGGCUUUCAUUGUUUUCUCCUCCGUCGGCGGCUCCGUUCUUGGGCCAAUUGUGGGUGGAUUUGUCGAGUACAACCUUGCGUGGAGAUGGAACAUCUGGAUCCAGCUUAUCUUCGGUGGUGCUGUACAGAUCUUGCACUUUUUCAUGGUCCCCGAAACACGUACCACCAUUAUGAUGGACAGGAUCGCAAAGAAGCGUCGCCAAGAGGGCGAGAAGAUUGGGAAGCCUGUCAACAUCUGGGGUCCCAAUGAGCUCACUCCCUUCAAGGAACGAUUCUCUGCCCGCGAAAUUCUCAUCACUUGGGUCCGACCCUUCCGUAUGUUCCUUACUGAACCCAUUGUUUUGGUUCUCAGUCUACUUUCCGGAUUCUCUGACGCUUUGAUCUUCAUGUUCCUUCAAUCAUACGCGCUCGUGUAUGAUCAAUGGAACUUCAACGCCGUUACUAUCGGUCUGGCCUUCAUUCCCAUCGGCAUUGGGUAUCUUCUUGCCUGGGCAUCUUUCAUCCCUGCCAUCAAACGUAAUAUUCGAAUUCGACAUGAACGGCCUCAUGACGAAAUCGCUCAGUAUGAAUCUCGUCUAUGGUGGCUUCUAUACACUGCUCCUUGCUUGCCGAUCGGUCUGAUUGGAUUUGCCUGGACAAGCACCGGCCCGCCAAUCCACUGGAUUGGAUCAAUGAUCUUCAGUGCUAUCAUUGGUAUUGCCAACUACGCCAUCUAUAUGGCCACGAUUGACUACAUGAUCUGUGCCUAUGGACCUUACUCGGCUUCUGCAACUGGAGGCAACGGAUGGUCUCGCGACUUCCUCGCUGGUGUCCUCACUCUCCCCGCCACCCCAUUCUACCAAAACAUCCCCAGUUCCUCGAACCCCAACCACCUUGCCUACGCUUCGACGAUCCUGUUCUGCAUUGCUGCCAUUCUGGUCGCUGCUGUUUAUGUCAUCUACUGGAAGGGGCCGGUCCUCAGAAAGCGAUCUCCAUUCGCACAGCAAUUGGCUGGAGCUCGGGAGGAGACCGGAGGAAGGAGAGUCAGCGCACUGCCGGGCCUCUACGGUUCUCGACACAACUCCAUUGCUAACGGAGCUUCUGUCCCAGGGUCUAGGAGAGGAAGCGUUGUCCGUGGCCAGAGUUUCCAGGGACGCCAGAGCUCCAUGUAAAUUAUCUGUACAAAUAUUUCCUUUCAAAUGUAUAUACGUAUCGAUACGAAUAAUUAAAUUGAAUCAAUAUCAUGAUGACCAUCGUCC